Molecule: messenger RNA, 773 nt
Organism: Bactrocera tryoni
Lineage: Eukaryota; Metazoa; Arthropoda; Insecta; Diptera; Tephritidae
Gene: Uxt
Product: protein UXT
Exons: 2
Coding region: 234-668 (144 amino acids)
Biological process (GO): negative regulation of transcription by RNA polymerase II; protein folding
Cellular component (GO): cytoplasm; prefoldin complex
Molecular function (GO): transcription corepressor activity
Source: RefSeq, a predicted model, not a curated record
UAAGUGAUGUUCUUUGAAAGAAGUUCAUAGUAAAAAACCUAUUUUAUACUUUGUUCGUUUGAUUAAUACUGUAAAUUUUUGUAGAAAUUAUACGUUAUAUAGUUUCUGUUAAUAUUCACUCUAUAAUUGGGAUCAAACGAAGAUAUCGUCUUCUCUAAAGUUUAUGUAGCAGCUUCUCUUUUAUCAUCUCUACUGGCUUGAAAAAUCCUCAUUUCUGUUGCGAGAUAUCAAAAAUGUCACUAUUUACUUCUAAAAAUUUAGAAAUAUUUGUUAAUGAAUUUCUCAAGGAAGAUCUGAAACAACUAGAGCACCAUAUAAAUAACUACAACGGUGAAAUUAUGGAGUAUGUGCAACUCAAAAAUACAUUAGAGGCGCUAAAUGAAAACUCUGAUGGUUCCUUUAAAACACAAAUGGAUAUUGGAGGCAAUAUGUUCAUGGAGGCUAAAGUGGAUAACCCUUCCAACUCGGUUCUGGUUGAUGUAGGAAAAGGUUAUUUCGUGGAAUUCACCUUGGAGGAAGCAUUAAAAUUUCUAGAAUUUAAAGUAAAAGUACUUACAAAUGAAUGUAAUGUUCUGCGUGAAGAAAGUGUGAAAAAACGGUCCGAUAUAAAACUUGCGUUGAUGUGCAUUGCUGAACAAGAAAACUUCUACCCGAACAAACAAGAAUAAGAGGCGUUUAAGAUGUUCGUAAUUUCUAAAUACUAUUCUAGGCCUUUUGUCAGAUUAAGUGGAUAUAAUUUUGAGUAUAAAAAUAAAACGUUUUUUGCUUUAAAA